CCACCUAUAAAAUCGAAGUCCCCCCUCUCGGGUCGGGUUUAUUCUUAUACAAAUAUCCAUUUGCCUUGAACCGGAGAGGCUCACUGUAUUGGGCUCGAGUCGAGAGUAAAUUUGCCCCAGGUCGAAGCAGAGUCGCGAAGCCAUGGACCCGUCGAAUCAAACCCUGCAUCCACAGCCGGCCGCGUCUCCUCCGCCGCAUGCGCCGUCGCCGUCGCCGUCGCCGUCGCCGUCGCAGCAGCAGCAGCAGCAGCAGCAGCAGCGACAGCCUCAGCCGCAGCCGCAGCCGCAGCCGCAGCCGCAACGCCCUCCUCCCGAGCAAGGCUCUGGCUUGCUCACCGUCCUCUUCUCCUUUGUCGCCAUCGCGCUCUUUAUCCUUAUUCCAUCAACUUCAUCCAUCAAAAGCAGCUUUAGUAUUCUUCACCAAGUGCCAGAAGGCCAUGUUGGUGUAUAUUGGAGAGGUGGUGCACUACUUGAAACGAUUACAAGUCCAGGCUUUCAUCUAAAGAUGCCCUUUAUAACUCACUAUGAGCCUGUUCAAGUUACCCUUCAGACAGAUCAGGUGAGGGAUAUUCCAUGUGGUACUAAAGGAGGUGUUAUGAUAACUUUUGAGAAAAUAGAGGUUGUUAAUCGCCUCCGCAAGGAUUAUGUGUAUGACACACUGCUCAAUUAUGGAGUGCAAUAUGACAACACGUGGAUUUAUGACAAGAUCCACCAUGAAAUCAAUCAGUUCUGCAGUUCACAUUCCCUGCAGCAAGUGUACAUUGAUGUGUUCGAUCAGAUUGAUGAAAAGAUGAAAGAUGCUCUUCAAGUUGAUUGCACAAGAUAUGCACCAGGCAUUGAAAUAAUUAGUGUCCGUGUAACGAAGCCUACUAUUCCAGAUACCAUAAGGCACAAUUAUGAGCAGAUGGAAGAGGAGCGUACAAAGGUCCUAAUUGCGAUUGAGAAACAAAAGGUUUCUGAGAAAGAAGCAGACACAAAGAAGAAGAUGGCCAUAAGUGAAGCUGAGAAGAAUGCCAAUGUUAGCAGGAUACUCAUGGACCAAAAGUUGAUGGAGAAAGACAGUGCCAGAAGGCAGCAGGAAAUAGAUAAUCAUAUGUAUCUGGCUCGUGAGAAGAGUCUGGCAGAUGCUGAUUACUAUCGUCUAUUGAGGGAAGCCGAAGCAAACAAGUUGAAGCUGACACCUCAGUUUCUUGAGCUGAAAUUCAUAGAGGCAAUUGCUGGUAACACCAAGAUUUUCUUCGGGGAGAAGGUACCAAAUAUGGUUUUGGACCAGAGGUUGCUGGGGAACUUCUUGCAGAAUGUAACUAAGGAGGUAUCUAGGGUAGCUUCCAGAGAUGGCUACUCAGACAUUUAAGAGUACCCUCCAUGUGUGUGUUAACUCCUAAGGCCUCGUGAAAAUAUUCCAACUUUCUGCUGCUCUUUUCGUUUGAUUUUGUUUUUUAAGUUGUGGAAAAGCAGCCUCAGAAGUGUGGGACGUGUGGAGAUGGUGCGUGUAUUUGCAAGUUUUUUUUAACUGUCGCUGCGAUGUUCGCACACCUAAUGAAUUUCAUAGAAUUUCAUACAUGA
Molecule: messenger RNA, 1566 nt
Organism: Eucalyptus grandis
Lineage: Eukaryota; Viridiplantae; Streptophyta; Magnoliopsida; Myrtales; Myrtaceae
Product: erlin-2-B
Exons: 9
Coding region: 143-1354 (403 amino acids)
Biological process (GO): SREBP signaling pathway
Cellular component (GO): endoplasmic reticulum; endoplasmic reticulum membrane
Molecular function (GO): ubiquitin protein ligase binding; cholesterol binding
Source: RefSeq, a predicted model, not a curated record